UGUAGAUUUUACGUAUUUUUACGUAUUGCAUAUGGAUUCGAUGGUCCUAAAGCCUAUUUAUUUCACCUCUCUCUUUGUAUUCGGUACAUUUCAAAUUUGCAAUAGAGCUCCCAUAAUCUCACUGAAAUGCGCAUAUGGAAUAUAAUCAGAGAUCUGCUCCAGGGAUUCAUUAAUACAGGUAAACACCAGCUUUUGGGGAAGGGACGCUAAGACGUCAGUUUCAAAACUUAUUAAAUCAUCAUAUUUAAUUUAUUUUUGAAACAAUGUAUCACAUGCAACAAUGUAACUUUUAAAUUAUAUUUAUGAUACUUGUGUUUACUUUCUUUACUAUUUACACUACUCUUAUGAUACUACAUGAAGUCAUCUGCUCUCGAACGAUUUUGUCGUUCUGGUUUGGGGGUGUGACAGAUUGGUAUCAGAGCAUUGUUUAUAGCGUACUAAGUAUAUCGAACCACAUAAGAUAUACAAACUAUAAAUGCAAAGGGACUAAAACUCUCUAACUAAAUGUUUUCACACAAACAAGAUCUUAUUAAAUUAAAAUGGUAGUUUCAUAAAGGUACAAAUACAUGCAUGUAACAGUUUAAUUUCAUAGUUAGAACUAUACAAAAGUAUUAACACAAGUUGGACACUAUGACUAGGCCUCAGAAUAUGUAAUCAGAUCUAGGAUGAAUAUAGCCUGAUCAACUAUAUUUAUCCAAGAUUUGACCAACGUAUGUUGGGGAAUAGUCGUAGUGAGCAACAAGUCAAAAACUUACCAAAGUAACACUAGAAUCAAACUUACAAAUUUAAAUAGUACUAGAGUAUUUUUUGACACUAUAAAAAGCUAUAAAAAAUGUGUAAACCUUGAAAUUUCAUUAGAACUAGAAAUAGUCAAAUAAAUAGAAAUAUGCUUAUAAAAACUAAAGAAAAAAAAAACCUUCCCCGACAGCUCUGUAAUUGCAAAGUGCAUGCUUUAAAGUUACACAUGAUUGAGGUUUCAUAGACUUAGGAUUUAUGAUUUCGCUUUAGGUCCUUUUCCUUGUUUGGAUGUGGGCUUAGAGUGAAGCUACUUAUCCAACAGCCUAUUCGAUCUCAAUUGUAUGUAAUUUGUAUACACUAGGUAAUUAUAAGAGGACUCGGUGUAGGUCUUAUCAUAAAAUUUUCUGUUUACACUCAAGUUUUAUAUAUAUUUCUCUUAUCUCUACUCCCAAUCAGACGAAAUGGCAGGAUUUCAUAUCCCCAGGGAUCCCUACUACCCUAACCAGGGCAAUGGAGGCUGGGUCGAGGAGGAUCCAGAAGAGGAUCCCGAAGAGAUUCCCGAGGAAGAUCCAGAAGAAGACCUCGAAGACGAAGAAGAAGAGGAAGAAGAUGAUGAGGGCACUGACUCAGAACCGGAUGUCUACAAUCCUCCCCAGGAAGCACUAAAUCCCUGAUGGAACUUUCAGAGCCCGACGCCCCGCUGGGCUGAAGAUCUGAAACAAUGGAGCAAGGAACAAGGACAACGUCCUCCCUACGGCAUGGGACGAGGCUUUUAUAACCUCAGUAGCAGAGGUUCAGCUGAUAGAGCACUCCUCGUCAUGAUUCGUCGCAUCGCCAACCAAGGCGAGCAAGCUAGAGUCAACGCCAACCAGAUCAUGGACGUUGGUGCCACCGCCCAAGUCACGGUGGUACGUCUUCGUCGCCUGGACGAAGAACAUGAGCGAACAAUAAAUCACACCUUUUCCCUUCAGAAAGAAAUUACCGCUGCUAGAGCCGAGGUGAGAGAGUUCCGGAAAAGCCAAGUCGCAAUGGAGAGGCGCGUCAUCGAGGCUGAACGCCGAGUAGCUCGAACUCAGAUUUCCACGACCACAUACCAUGGUUAGCAGCGUACCACCCGCUCGGAGCAGCGCACGUACUACUUGCACUAUGUUAUAGGCUAGACUUAUCGAGUGAGCAUUGGUGCUACUCUUUCCUUUAUGUAUGUUAACCCGGUGGAUUGUGAGUACACAAUUCGGGGUCUUCUUGCUGUCAAAAUUUUCCCGUUUUCAUUGAUGUACUCUAGACCUGUGUUAAGGUCAAAUUUUCCUGAUCGUUGUAUCAAAUAUUAAUAUCAUUGGGUAUUUCAUUAAGUUCUUAAAAUGCUAAGAAAAUCAUCUACUUAUUUUGUAAGUUCUAUUUUUUUCAAUUAACUUACAAAUUCGUUAUUGUUCGGGACGUAAAACAUGUAAUACUAAGACUCUCCAUAACCAUUUCUUAAGACUUAUCAAGAAUUCGUCUUUUGACUUAUGGCAGAAUCAUGCCGCCAAGAAGGAAUCCCCGACGCAUCAAUACUGUAGGAACACCACCACCUACUCCACCACCACCACCACCUCCACCAAUAGACGAUGUUUUUCAGGCUGCUGUAACAGCUGCCGUGACAACGGCAAUGGCACAAAUGAGUAACAACGAGUCAGGAGGAGGGAUAAAUAGCUCUACUAAUGUCCAACACAAGGGUCGUUCGGGAGAAUGCACUUACAAGGACUUCACCAACAGAAAACUCAUAUCCUUUAACGGGGAUGGGGGAGUAAUGGCUCUAUCCCAAUGGAUAGAGAAAACAGAAGCAGUAUUCGAGAUCUGCUCAUGCCAAGAAGGGAGCAAGGUAAAAUUUCCUGCAUGUACUUUCUCUGAGCGACCCCUAACAUGGUGGAAUGACCAUGUUAAGUCACUAACUCCGGUAGUGGCUAACUCUAUGAGUUGGGAGAACCUGAAACAAAUGCUAAUGCAAGAGUACUGUCCGAGAGGUGAGGUACAGAAACUCGAGCAGGAGUUUUGGGGCCUUACUAUGGUAGGCUCGUACAUCACAAACUAUACCAAUAGGUUCAGUGACUUAGCAAUACUUUGCCCGGGAAUGGUUGCUCUAGAGAGCAAGAAAAUCGAGAGGUAUAUCUGGGGGCUAUCACCCCAGAUUCAAGGAGGUGUAUUGGCUUCCAAACCAGUUACUUUCGAUUGCACCAAACAGUUGGCACAGACCCUCGUUGACCAUGGAGUCUGCCAAGACUUCAUGACAACCAUUCUGGAGCAACCCAGGGGAAGUAACAACAACAACAACAACAAUUCCAACAACAACAACAAUUCCAACAACAACAACAACAACAAGAAGUUUUGGAAUAAGAGGAAGGGUCAAUCUUCGCAGGAACCUUCCAAGAAACAACAUAUAGUGGCAGUCCAUGCCGCUACUGCUCCCACUGUUGUUCCUAUUACCCCUACACUAGCAAAGCAAUAUGCUAGAAACCUACCAAAGUGCAGCAAAUGCAACUUCCAUCACAACGGAAAUUAUCGGGAGAUGCAGUGUAAUAACUUCAACAGGAAAGGGCACACUGCUCGUUUCUGUAAGGCACCGACACGAACAGUCACCCAAAUUCCUGGAGUCGGUGUGGGCCAGGCGUGUUAUGGGUGUGGUGAGAUCGGGCACUACAAGAGAGAUUGCUCUAAGGCAAGGAAUGCUGGCGGUGUAGGAAGAGUGUUGGCAAUAGGGUAGAACGAAGCAAUAGCCGAUCCCACGGUGGUUACGAGUAUGUUUCUCCUCGAUAACACUUAUGCAUGCAUACUCUUUGAUUGUGGUGCGGAGAGGAGUUUCAUGAGCCAUAAAUUCAAACACUUGCUUAAACAAAACCCUCAAUCACUUAAUAAGAUAUUUACAGUGGAAAUGGAAAAUAGUAAAACAAAAAGCACAAAUGAUAUGUACAUAGGCUGCACGCUAACUCUAAAUGAACAUUCUUUCCAAAUCAAUCUAAUACCAAUCACUAUAAGAAGCUUUGAUGUCAUCAUCGGUAUGGAUUGGUUAAGCCUUCACCAUGCCGAUAUACUUUGUCACGAAAGGGUCAUUCGCCUUAAUCUGUUAAAUGGAAAAACUCUCGUUAUUUAUGGUGACAAACCCAGUACCAAUUUACAAAUCAUCUCUUGCGUCAAAGCCCAAAAAUAACUGCGCAAGGAAUACCAUGUUUUCCUAGCCCACGUGGUUGAUAAGGAAAAAUAAACGAAAGAUAUCAAAUACAUUCCAGAAGUUUGCGAUUUCCCCGACGUCUUCCCUGAAGAUCUUCCAGGAGUUCCACCAGAACGUCAAGUCGAGUUCAGAAUCUACUUGAUUCCCGGAGCUACACCAGUAGCAAAUUCGUUCUGCCGUCUAGCACCGGCAGAGAUGCAGGAAUUAUCCAGCCAACUGAACGAACUACUUAGCAAGGGAUUCAUCGGGCCAAGUUUCUCACCUUGGGGAGCAUCGGUUCUAUUCGUAAAGAAGAAGGAUGGAUCUUUCCGCGUGUGCAUCGAUUACCGGGAACUAAACAAGCUUACAAUCAAG
Molecule: messenger RNA, 4294 nt
Organism: Lactuca sativa (garden lettuce)
Lineage: Eukaryota; Viridiplantae; Streptophyta; Magnoliopsida; Asterales; Asteraceae
Molecular function (GO): zinc ion binding; RNA nuclease activity; nucleic acid binding
Source: RefSeq, a predicted model, not a curated record